Hansenula ciferrii is the source of this 2346-nucleotide messenger RNA. RefSeq names its product TFIIH/NER complex ATP-dependent 5'-3' DNA helicase subunit RAD3 (gene RAD3). NCBI's taxonomy places the organism in Eukaryota, Fungi, Ascomycota, Saccharomycetes, Phaffomycetales, Wickerhamomycetaceae. Gene Ontology annotation, cellular component: nucleus. The transcript has a single exon. Bases 1 to 2346 code for a protein of 781 amino acids. Gene Ontology annotation, molecular function: ATP binding; hydrolase activity, acting on acid anhydrides, in phosphorus-containing anhydrides; DNA helicase activity. The record is from RefSeq and is a predicted model, not a curated record. Gene Ontology annotation, biological process: nucleotide-excision repair; transcription by RNA polymerase II; positive regulation of mitotic recombination.
AUGAAGUUCUACAUUGAUGAUUUACCGGUUCUUUUCCCAUAUCCAAGGAUUUAUCCUGAACAAUAUGCUUAUAUGUCAGAUAUAAAAAAGACUUUAGAUGUUGGUGGGAAUAGUAUAUUAGAAAUGCCUUCAGGAACAGGUAAAACUGUUUCAUUAUUAUCAUUAACAAUAGCUUAUCAAAUGCAUUAUCCAGAACAUAGAAAGAUUGUUUAUUGUUCACGUACAAUGUCAGAAAUUGAAAAAGCUUUGAUUGAAUUGCAUAAUCUUAUGACUUAUAGAGCAAAAGAAUUGGGUUAUGUUGAAGAUUUUAGAGGUUUAGGUUUAACUUCAAGAAAAAAUCUAUGUUUACAUCCAACUGUUAGUAAAGAGAAAAAAGGUUCAAUUGUUGAUGAAAAAUGUCGAAGAAUGACUUCAGGUUUAGCUAAAAGAAAAAUUGAAUCUGGUGAAACUGAAAAUGUUGAUUUAUGUGAAUUUCAUGAAAAUUUAUAUGAAUUAGAACCUGAUAAUUUAGUACCACCAGGUGUUUAUUCAUUUGAUUCAUUAACAAAUUAUUGUAAAGAUCAAAAAACUUGUCCAUAUUUCACAGUUCGUCGUAUGAUUCCAUUUUGUAAUAUAAUUAUUUAUUCAUAUCAUUAUUUAUUAGAUCCAAAAAUUUCUGAAAGAGUUUCAAAAGAAUUAUCAAAAGAUUCAAUAAUUAUUUUUGAUGAAGCACAUAAUAUUGAUAAUGUUUGUAUAGAAUCUUUAUCAUUGGAUUUAAAUAAUGAUGUUUUGAAAAAAGCUUCAAAAGGUGCAAAUAGUUUAUCUAAAAGAAUUGAAGAAGUUAAAAAAACUGAUUCUAAAAAAUUACAAGAUGAAUAUGAAAAAUUAGUAUCUGGUUUAAGUGCUGCUGAUAUUAUAAAUAAUGAACAACAAAUGAUGGAAACUCCAGUAUUAUCAGAAGAUUUAUUAAAAGAAGCUAUACCUGGUAAUAUAAGAAGAGCUGAACAUUUUGUUUCAUUCCUAAAAAGAUUUAUAGAAUAUUUGAAAACAAGAAUGAAAGUUUUACAUGUUAUUUCAGAAACUCCAACUUCUUUCUUACAACAUGUUAAACAGCUGACAUUUAUUGAAAGAAAACCACUUAGAUUUUGUUCAGAAAGAUUAUCUUUAUUGGUACGAACGCUAGAAAUUACAGAUGUUGAAGAUUAUAAUGCAUUGAAAGAUGUUGCAACUUUUGCUACUUUAGUUUCCACGUAUGAACAAGGUUUUGCUUUGAUUUUGGAACCUUAUGAAACUGAAAAUGCAACAGUUCCAAAUCCAAUAUUAAGAUUCACAUGUCUAGAUGCUUCAAUUGCUAUAAAACCAAUUUUUGAAAGAUUUUCUUCAGUUAUUAUUACAUCAGGUACUAUCUCUCCAUUAGAUAUGUAUCCAAGAAUGUUAAAUUUCGAGACAGUUAUUCAAGAAUCUUAUUCAAUGACUUUAGCUAAAAGAUCUUUCUUACCAUUAGUUGUUACAAAAGGUUCGGAUCAAGUUGCUAUAUCUUCAAGAUUUGAAAUCAGAAAUGAUCCAAGCAUUGUUAGAAAUUAUGGUUCUUUAUUAAUUGAAUUCUCUAAAAUUACUCCAGAUGGUAUGGUUGUUUUCUUUCCAUCAUAUCUUUAUAUGGAAUCUAUUAUUUCAAUGUGGCAAACAAUGGGUAUUUUGGAUGAAGUUUGGAAAUACAAAUUAAUUCUUGUUGAAACACCAGAUGCUCAAGAAACUGCAUUGGCUCUAGAAACAUAUAGAACAGCAUGUUCAAAUGGUAGAGGUGCUAUUUUACUAUCCGUUGCUCGUGGUAAAGUCUCAGAAGGUAUUGAUUUUGAUCAUCAUUAUGGUCGUACUGUUUUAAUGAUUGGUAUUCCUUUCCAAUAUACUGAAUCAAGAAUUUUAAAAGCAAGAUUAGAAUUUUUAAGAGAUCAUUAUCAAAUUAGAGAAAAUGAUUUCUUAUCUUUCGAUGCUAUGAGACAUGCUGCUCAAUGUUUAGGUAGAGUUUUAAGAGGUAAAGAUGAUUAUGGUGUUAUGAUUCUAGCUGAUCGUCGUUUUGGUAGAAAGAGAAAUCAAUUACCUAAAUGGAUCCAACAAGCUUUAUUGGAUGCUGAUACUAAUUUAUCAACUGAUAUGGCUGUUGCAAAUGCAAAACAAUUUUUAAGAACAAUGGCUCAACCUACAAAUCCUAAAGAUCAAGAAGGUGUUUCUGUUUGGGAUUUGGAACAAUUACAAAAUUUCCAAAAACAACAAGUUACUGAUUUAGGUGAAGAUGAUGAGAUGGAAAUUGAUGAUGGUGAUCAACCUGCUCUUACACGUGAAGAAGAGGAGGAAUUAGCAAAUCUAUAG